AUGGGAAACUUUCACAUCUGCAAGAGAUAUACACUCGGUUGCAUGGUCGGUUUCACUGCAAAUGUCACCAAUAUCCCCAUAUAUGCCCACCUGAGAAUUGAAGAGAUUGUUAAGUCAAGAAUUGUGUAUGAUGUCAGUUAUCACCUCACGCAAGCUAGGAUCUACGAUUAUGAAAACGAAGUCGAAAUUGCCAUUGGAGAGGCCGUGAAUUUGACCCAAGAAACCACUGGGAUGACAUUUAAGCUAUCAUACAAAAGGACCAAGAGCACGUGUUGGAAUGAUGCCAAAACCAUGUCUAUCAAGUCUGGCGGCGUUAAAACAACCAUGCAAGCUGGUGUUCCGGUAAUUGGAGACGACGAAAAGCUUGUAAUUAGUUCAAAUGAGUUUACGAGUGGAUCAACAAUAUUUAAGUGGGGAGAAGUUGAGACAUGGGAAACUCCAGUGCAGAGCGUGUGCAGAGUUGACGUGCCGGCAAUGACUAAGUUGAAUGUGAGUCUUGUGGCGAAUAAAGCUUCAUAUGAAGUUCCAUUUAACUAUUCUCGCCGCGACACUCGUACCAACGGUCAAAUAAGCAACGACAACGACAUGGAUGAUGGCAUUUACAUUGGGUUCAAUUUCUAUAACUUCAAGUACAACAUCAAGCAAAAAAAUCUGUGA
This is a messenger RNA of Rosa rugosa (rugosa rose), 657 nucleotides long. RefSeq lists its product as uncharacterized. Bases 1 to 657 code for a protein of 218 amino acids. The transcript has a single exon. NCBI's taxonomy places the organism in Eukaryota, Viridiplantae, Streptophyta, Magnoliopsida, Rosales, Rosaceae. The record is from RefSeq and is a predicted model, not a curated record.